GGUAAGGAUGGGGUAUUAAUCGGGUCGGAUCCCGGUCAUCCAAAGUCUCCUCUUCGAAAACCCUAGGGUUUCUGGGGACCGUAUAUAACGAGCUCUCAAGACUCCGCCGCCACCCCCAUCGUUCCUCCUCUCGUUCUCGCCAAGGCUAUUUCCUUGUUGUAUAAACUGCUGUACAACCAAAUUCACCAACAAGAUGCAGAACGAAGAGGGAAAGAUGAUGGAUCUCUACAUCCCGAGGAAAUGUUCGGCAACAAAUAGGCUUAUCACUGCAAAGGACCAUGCAUCAGUCCAAAUUAACAUAGGGCAUUUGGAUGAGAAUGGGGUUUACACUGGGCAGUUUACCACUUUUGCACUCAGCGGCUUCAUCCGUGCUCAGGGAGAUGCUGACAGCGCUCUGGAUAGACUCUGGCAGAAGAAGAAGGCUGAAGUCAGGCAGCAAUAGACGUCAAGAUUUAGUCAUGGUGGUUUAGCGAUCUUUCCUUUACCAUGGAAAGGAUUUGGUUUUACUUGGUGCUUUUUUAGUUAGGCUACUAGCAUAUGGUUUGCUCUAAAUUUCGUUUUGUGACUAUUGAUUGCUGCUGUUCGAUCUUUUUAAACCCCCUGCAACUAUCAAUGCCUUUCAGUCUCGUAAUUGGUGCUGUGAUUAUUCACAUUUAAGGCUUUGAGCUCAUUAAUCUCAUGUGUAGGGAAUGUUGAGCUAAUUCCACAGAUGUCUUACCGGAUCUUGGAAAACAGAGUUCAUUUCACCUUUUGUAGUUUUUAUCCACCGUACGUCGUACAUGCGAGGCAUCUCAAGAGAUAACCAGUCUUGUCGGCAUAACUAAGCGCCCCCUUAAUUUUAAGUUAUUAAAGCUAAGGGCUGGUGUUUGUACGA
This is a messenger RNA of Phoenix dactylifera (date palm), 874 nucleotides long. RefSeq names its product Ribosomal protein S21e. The record is from RefSeq and is a predicted model, not a curated record. Lineage: Eukaryota; Viridiplantae; Streptophyta; Magnoliopsida; Arecales; Arecaceae. Gene Ontology annotation, biological process: translation. Gene Ontology annotation, cellular component: ribosome. Gene Ontology annotation, molecular function: structural constituent of ribosome.